Messenger RNA from Ascoidea rubescens DSM 1968, 2730 nucleotides. It is a transcript of the gene LDH1, whose product is annotated as triacylglycerol lipase. Gene Ontology annotation, biological process: protein dephosphorylation. The transcript has a single exon. Gene Ontology annotation, molecular function: protein tyrosine/serine/threonine phosphatase activity. The record is from RefSeq and is a predicted model, not a curated record. Lineage: Eukaryota; Fungi; Ascomycota; Saccharomycetes; Ascoideales; Ascoideaceae. Bases 352 to 2421 code for a protein of 689 amino acids.
UUCCACUUUCCUCUUUCUUUCCUUCUCAUGCGCCAUGUGUGUGUUUCUGUGUCUAAAAGCGGGAUCUUCCAACACAUGUGUUCCAAAUUUCCAAUUAAAUAUAUCCAUGGUAUUGAUCUAUCUAGACUAAUAUACAGCUUUUACUUCUUUCACUUCUUUCACUUCUUUCACUUCUUUCACUUCUUUCACUUCUUUCACUUCUUUCAUUUCUUUCGCUUCUGCUAAUUCUUUUUUUUAUGUAAUUUACUAUUAUCCAAUUAAUAUCUAAUUCUAUUUUUUCCAACUAUUAAAUUGUCAUAUUGUUAUCUCCUUAUCCUUAUCCUUAUCAGACCAAUAAAAACAAAUAAAAAAAUGUCUGGAAAUGAACUGGAGGAAAAACUCAUCAUUGAAGCUGCGACUUUAUCCUCGUCUUUUUACUUAGAAAAUGAUACAUCGAAUUCUUUCAUCCAGCAGUUAUUAGAAUAUGAAGCAAAAUAUGAAUCUUAUAAUAACAUUAUAUCCAAAUUAUCCUUGUUUUUUAAGAAAAUCUUCAUUUACAAAGGAAACCAUUCAAAAUUUGAAAAAUUAAUCUUAAAUGAACCUGCCGAUUGUACUUUAUUAGCUAAAUAUUCUUCAAUUGAAAAGUUCUUAAUAGCCAAUGAUAACAAUAUUAAUCAAGCUGGGGUUGGACUUGGGGUUGAAGUUUAUUUGAACACUUUAAGAAUUCCUCAUCCUUUGGAAAGAUUUAUUCCUAAAAUUCAAAACAUCAACUUGACCGAAAAUUCUAGAAAUUUAAAUUUUCCAAAUUUAAACGAAAAUCUAACUUUUCUAAAAAAUUUGAAAACCAAUUUGAACACUCUACCUUUAGUAAUUUUCAUCCAUGGUUUAGGUGGUCAAUUAUCGCAAUUUGAGUCUUUAUUCGCCUUAUUAUCUCAAUUCAUUCAAGUCUUUGCAGUAGAUUUACCAGGUUUUGGGAAAUCAAGCUUAUCUAAAAAUAAAGGCAACUUGAUCCAAAACCUAUCCAAUCUUGAAUUUCAAAGUAUCAACUCCUCCAUUGGGAAUUUCCUAUCUCUUAAUAACAACACUUUUACAACCAGCUCAAUAGUCAACCUAUUACAUUCUAUAAUCACAACCGAUCCAAUUUUAAAAAACAGAAAGCUAAUUCUAAUAUCUCACUCAAUGGGCACUCAUAUAGCCAUCAAGUUGGCUCUGAAGCUAUUUAAAAACUCAAUCGACAAAUCAAUUGUUACAUCCUUGAUACUACUCUCGCCUCCUUCUUUGUCUCCACCGGUUAACGCUAACGACGAAACCAUCAACAAAACUCUAUUGCAACUAUCCUUCUUUAAGAUUUUCUUGAAAUUCCCCAAGCUAUUCAACUACAUAAGACUAUACGAUAGGCUAGGCGGGUUUAACUCAAACUCACUAAAACGUGUGCUAAAUAUCAACACCUGCUCUUAUUACCAAAAAGCAAGACAGUUAAGAUGGAAUAUGGACAUAGACAGUGUCACUUGGUUGAAGUACAUAUCUGGUUUCCAGCCUUUAAAUGAAUCUGAUUUCAUCUCCUCCAUGUCCUUUUUUAAUUCUAAUUCUAAUUCUAAUUCCAGUUCCAGUUCCAGUUCCACCUCCAACUCCACCUCCAACUCCAAUGCUUCCAUGAAUAUGCCCAAAAUUCUCAUUGUUUGUGGCGAAAACGAUAAUGUCACUCCCUACUCCAAAGGAACUCAAAAAAUGGAGUGUCUCCUCUGCUCAAUUAAUGUCGCCUCUAUCACCAUUCCAAUAGCCAACUGUGGCCAUUCCAUUCUAUUGGAAAAGCCAGAGCUUGCCUGCGGUUUGAUUCUCAAAUUCAUCUCAAACAACAUCGACUCCAAGUUAAAUCCCUCCUGGGUGCUAACGAUAAAGGCCAUCAUCAGUGGCGACAAAUGGGGUUUAAAAAACAUUGUCAAAUGGGAGUCCUUGCAAAAUAUCUCCUUCCCAAUCCAAAAUCCCUCGACUUUCCAGUUUUCUCCCUUAUUAGCCAUGAAAACCCUCAGGCAGGACGACGAUAACCAUUCUCCCUCCAUUUUAGAACUGAAAAACCCGGAUAUUGUUGCAAUCAUCGACAUUUCGGCCGAUUUGCCCCCUUACAACCCAACCACCUUGAAGAGAAUCAAAUACUACAAGCUUGCGACUGUCUCAAAAAUACCGCCUGAUUCGCUGAUGGUGAGGAAAUUCAUCUCUCUUGUCGAUGAUAUCUUAUUUAAUCAACCUAAUCAAUUGAGUGAUCCACGCGUUGUUGUUCAUUGCCACUAUGGGUUCAAUCGAACAGGCUUCUUAAUCUGCUGCUAUUUGAUCGAAAAAUUGAGCUGGUCUGUUGCCGACGCUGUGCUUUCCUUCAAAAAAGCAAAAUACCCUGGAAUCAAACACCCCCAUUUUGUGGAUGCUCUUUAUUUGCGAUAUAAUUGAGGUUUUUCAUUUGGUUAACCAAGGUGGUGGGUUCUCCACCAAAAUGGGAAAUUUAUGGGGUUAAACUCAACAAGGUAAAUCAAACAUUAUUCUUCUAGUGAUUUACGUAAUAAAGAUUAGAUUUCCGCAAAUUGAAUUAAGAAAGAUGGUUAAAUAUAUAAACGAGUAAGUAAAUAAGUAAAUAAGUAAAUAAAGUGUGCUUUGCUAUUGUUACUCUUGGUGAUAUAAAUAUAAAACUGUUGAUUGGUAAUAGGAAUUUAAUAAGAAUUUAAUAAGAAUUUAAUAAGAAUUUAAUCAGAAUUUAAUCAG